AUGGAGAGGGACUUCCUGGCCGCGAUCGGCAAGGAGCAGCAGCACCCGCACAAGGAGAAGGCAGCUGGCGCGGAGGAAUCAGCUUACUUCGGAGGAGCAGGAGCAGCAGCUCCGGCAAUGGACUGGUCCUUCGCUAGCAAGCCCGGCGCCGCCCCGGCGUUGAUGUCGUUCCGGUCGGCGGCCAGGGAGGAGCCUACGUUCCCCCAGUUCUCCUCCUCCUUCGACGGUGUCAAGAACCCGGCCCCUCGUAUCCUCACGCACCAGAGAUCUUUCGGCCCCGACAGCACGCAGUACGCCGCCGUGCACCGCGCGCAGCCGCCGCAGCAUGCGCUGAACGGGGCUAGAGUCAUUCCGGUCUCGUCGCCGUUCAACCACAACAAGCCGAUGUUCAGGGUCCAGAGCUCGCCUAGCCUUCCGAAUGGUACUGCGUUCAAGCAGCCGCCUUUUGCCAUCAAUAACACCGUGGCCAGUUCUACUGUGGGUUUCUAUGGAACAAGGGAUGCGGUGAGGCCAAAGACGGCACAGUUGACAAUCUUCUAUGCCGGUUCUGUCAAUGUAUUCGACAACGUCUCAGCUGAGAAGGCUCAGGAGCUCAUGUUCUUAGCAAGCAGAGGAUCUCUUCCAAGCUCAGCCCCUGUUGCCCGCAAACCAGAAGCUCCUAUUUUCGCUCCAGCAAAAGUCACAGUGCCUGAGGUUUUGCCUGCAAAGCAGAUACUAUUUCAUAGACCACAGCAUGUUUCGUCGCCUCCAUCUGCCAUCUCCAAACCAAUCCCUGGCAUCUUGCAAGCUGCAACUCUCCCCAGGAGCGCCUCUAGAUCUAACCUUGACUCCCCAGUUCCGAAAUCUUCUGUCCCAUUAGCUGUUCCUCCGGUGAGUCAGGCUCCGGCAGCUCUGCCUGCAACACUUGCCACUACUACUGCAGCAGCAAUAAUGCCUAGAGCUGUCCCUCAAGCUAGAAAGGCGUCCCUUGCUCGAUUCUUGGAGAAAAGAAAGGAAAGGGUGACAACUGCUGCGCCUUACCCAUCAGCCAAGAGCCCGUUGGAGAGCAGUGACACGUAUGGCAGUGGGAGCGCCAACGACAAGUCAUCAUGCACGGACAUUGCCCUCUCAAGCAACCAUGAAGAGUCCCUAUGUUUAGGGCAGCCCAGGAACAUCAGCUUCAGCCAAGAGUCCCCCAGUACAAAACUACAGAUGCCAUUUGAUCUGAUCAUGCCCAAUGUUCAUAGAUUUGUCCAGGCUGACUGA
This is a messenger RNA of Miscanthus lutarioriparius, 1245 nucleotides long. The record is from the annotation of a GenBank genome assembly. NCBI's taxonomy places the organism in Eukaryota, Viridiplantae, Streptophyta, Magnoliopsida, Poales, Poaceae.